AUGGCUUCAGCAGAGGAACAGGAUGAACUUAAGAUUGUGAAGGUGGAAGAAGAUCCUCUCUGGGAUCAAGAAACCUACCUUCCAGUGAACAGCUUUUCUGGCCAGGAGGCCUCACACGGACUUUUUAGGCAAUUUUGUUUCUAAGAGACUCCUGGUCCUUGAGAAGCUCUAAGCAGGCUCUAAGAACUCUGUCAUCAGUGGCGGAGACUAGAGAUUCACACCAAGGAGCAUAUUCUAGAGCUGCUGGUGCUAGAGCAGCUCCUGAUCAUUCUACCUGAGGAGCUACAGGCCUGGGUGCAGGAGCACCAUCUAGAGAGUGGUGUGGUGGAAGAUCUGGAGCAAGAGCUUAGUGAGCCUGGGAACCAGGCCCCAUACCAGGAAUACAGACAUGUUAACGUGCUUACAGAGGACAUGGUACAUCCUAAGGGCAAGCAGGAAUCAACAGUCAUCCAGCUCCAGUCUAUGGUGACACAGUUCAAAUAUGAAGCUUUUGGCCUCCACCAAUUUCAAGAACAAGGGGGUAAGACUAUACCUGAAAACCAGAAGUUGGUAUCAAAACAGAAAGUCUUAAAAGAAAUGGAACAUUUUGGGGAGAGCAGAUUCCAAAAAAAUGUUUCUCUGGAUUCUAAGUACAGAGAAACUUGUAAACAUGAGAACAAGGUAGAAAAGCAGAGUUGCCAUUCAGUUGGAGAAAGAUGUCACCAGUGGAAUGAAUGUGGGAAAAGCUUCACUCAGAGCUCAGUCCUUAUUCAGCACCAGAGAAUCCACACUGGGGAGAAGCCACAUGAAUGUGAAGAAUGUGGGAAGGCUUUCAGGAACCACACUGGAGAGAAACCCUAUCAAUGUAAGGAGUGUGGGAAAUCCUUCAGUGCCAGCAAUGGCCUCAUCAGACACAGAAGAAUCCACACAGGAGAAAAACCCUAUCAAUGUGAAGCAUGUGGAAAGGCUUUCUGCCUCAGCUUUAGAUUACACACUGAAGAGAAAUGCUAUCAGUGUAAUCAGUAUGGCAAAGCCUUUAGUCAGAAUGCAGGACUUUUCCAGCAUCUCUAAAUCCACACUGAUGAGAAACCUUAUCAAUGCAGUCAGUGGUGUAAAAGCUUUAGUAGGUGGACACUCCUUAUGAAACAUCAAAGAAGCCACACUGGAGAGAGACUUAUAAGUGUGAUGAGUGUGGGAAAACUUUGGUCAUCACUGCCACCUUAUUAG
Marmota flaviventris (yellow-bellied marmot) is the source of this 1206-nucleotide messenger RNA. RefSeq names its product zinc finger and SCAN domain containing 31 (gene Zscan31). The record is from RefSeq and is a predicted model, not a curated record. Lineage: Eukaryota; Metazoa; Chordata; Mammalia; Rodentia; Sciuridae. Gene Ontology annotation, cellular component: nucleus. Gene Ontology annotation, biological process: regulation of gene expression.